Lodderomyces jiufengensis is the source of this 2829-nucleotide messenger RNA. RefSeq names its product Hir1p (gene HIR1). NCBI's taxonomy places the organism in Eukaryota, Fungi, Ascomycota, Pichiomycetes, Serinales, Debaryomycetaceae. The transcript has 2 exons. Gene Ontology annotation, biological process: regulation of DNA-templated transcription; DNA-templated transcription; chromatin remodeling. Bases 1 to 2829 code for a protein of 942 amino acids. The record is from RefSeq and is a predicted model, not a curated record. Gene Ontology annotation, molecular function: protein binding; nucleosome binding. Gene Ontology annotation, cellular component: HIR complex; nucleus.
AUGCAAAUAUUAAAAAUACCCUGGUUGGGUCAUAGCACUGAAAACAAAAAAAUCGAAUGUUAUUCAGUUACUAUCAAUUCACAAGGUACAAGAUUAGCAUCUGGAGGGCUAGAUGGAUACAUUAGAAUAUGGGAUACAAAUACAAUAAACUCGUUUUUCAAAAUGCUGGAGAAGCCAUAUAACAAACUGAAAAAGUCAACAACCAACAACAACCCCACAACUACUUCAGACUUAGAUAAUGCAUCAGACUUACCAGAUAAAUCAUUACGAAGACCAAUGUGUUCAAUGUCAAGACACAAUGGUGUUGUCACAUCAUUAAAGUUUUCACCAGAUGGUCGAUGGUUAGCAAGUGGUUCAGAUGAUAAAAUUGUAUUAAUAUGGGAAAAAGAUGAUACUCAAAGACCUAAUUCUUUUGGUGUUGAACAAGAAGAUUUAGAACAUUGGACAGUUAGAAAAAGAUUAGUAGCUCAUGAUAAUGAUAUUCAAGACAUUUGUUGGUCACCAGAUGGGAAUUUGUUAGUCACUGUGGGUCUAGAUAGAUCAAUUAUAAUAUGGAAUGCAUUAACUUUUGAAAGAAUUAAAAGAUAUGAUAUUCAUCAAUCAAUGGUAAAAGGGAUUGUUUUUGAUCCUGCAAAUAAAUUUUUUGCAACAGCUUCGGAUGAUAGAACAGUUAGAAUUUUCAGAUACUACAAGAAAUUAAAUGAAUACAAUAAUUACGAAUUUCAAAUGGAGCAUAUUGUAAUGGAUCCUUUUAAAAAAUCACCACUUACAUCGUAUUUUAGAAGAAUGAGUUGGUCACCAGAUGGUCAACAUAUAGCAGUACCCAAUGCUACUAAUGGUCCUGUUCCAUCAGUUGCAAUUGUAAAUAGAGGUAAUUGGGGUUCGGAUGUUUCAUUAAUUGGUCAUGAAGCACCAGUUGAAGUUUGUUCAUUUUCACCAAGACUAUUUCAAAUUGAAAGUAAAAAAGAUGAUGAUAAAUUUCAAACUAUUUUAGCAACAGGUGGUCAAGAUAACACGUUAGCUAUAUGGUCAACUUCGAAAUCAAAACCAAUUGUUGUUUUACUGGAGAUUGUUCAAGGAGCAAUUACUGAUAUAUGUUGGAUGCCAAAUGGUGAAACAUUGUAUUUCAGUAGUUUAGAUGGUUCAAUAACUUGUAUCAAAUUUGAAAAUAAAGAAUUGGGUGAAGUUGUAAGUGAAGAAUUAAUUGAUCAACAAUUAAAUAGAUAUGGUGCUGAUAGAGAAUCUACAAUACUACCUGAGAGUGUAGAACAAUUACGAUUAGAAGAAAAUUCAAAAGAUGCAAGAGCUUUGGCUAUAAGGAAAAUGAUGUCAAUGGAGCCUAAAAAACCUACAACUGCAACAGCAUCAACAACAACAACAAAAAUACAAGCACCUGUAAAUACAGCUACACCAACAUUAAUCCCAUCAAAGACCAUAGAUGCCUCCAGAUUAAGAAAACAAACUAUCACAAUCACUAAAUCAGGGAAAAAGAAAGUGGCACCUUUAUUAGUUUCCUCAUCUAAACCAACAACGAAUAUUGCACCAAUACAAGCAACUAAGAAAAGAAAACUACAGUCGAUCUCAAAAAUAUCUCAGCCUACAUAUAUACUACCUAGAAAUGGAUUAUCAACAUCAGUAUGUGGAAUAAAAAAACGAGAAUCAACUACUCAGAGUUCAACGACAUUAGAAGAAGAUAAUGAUAAUGAUGACAUAGGCACAACAACUAAUGGAAUUCAAGACGAUGUACAAUUAUCGGAACAAGCAUUAAAGAGACAGAAAAAUAGACAAAAAAGAAAAUAUUUUGAAUCAAAAUAUCCUAGUUCUUUUAAAUUUGUCAGUAAUUUACCAGAAAAUUUAUUCGUAAACAAUGCAUUGCAGAACUUGGAAAUAAACAAGAUUUAUAAAGCCUAUGCUGAUAACAAAGAUAUAACAACUGAAUUAUCCACAGGGUCAUCCAUUGAUUUUGAUGAAGAUUUAAUCUUCUCAGUAGUUUUCGCAAAAUCAAAUUAUAAACAGCCUAAAAAUUCAGUAUUAGGUGAAGAGUCAAAAGAUUUAGUAUCAACAAUUGAAGUUAGAAAUGGUAAACCAUGGCAUGAAGAUCCAAAAGAAAAUGACAGAGAUUUUGAUGAUCCAACAAAAGUCAUUGUGUAUACGAAUGAAGGUGAAAAACGUAAAUUUACACUAUUUUUUCCAUUCAGAAUUCAACAAGUUUUGCCAAUAAUAGAUGAAUCAACUCAAGACCUAAAAUAUUAUGUUUUAUGUUCAUUUAAUGGAAGUUUGCAGAUCAUAUCUGCUAAAACUGGUAAAUUUUUCUGUCCAACUAUUGAGAUUUUUGAAAAUGUUAUAUUCAUGAAGUAUUAUAAUUCAAACUUAUUAAUUAUGACAAGCUUGGGGUUAUUCUAUGGUUGGAAAUUUUUGAAUAAUCAACUUAAGAUUUACAUGAAUAAAGUUUCAAUUGCAGCAGUAUUAAAUCUAAUUGAACUUGAAUCUAAAGUUACCAAGGUACUAACCCCUAAUGUUAAAUCAAUUGAGAUUUCAUCUGAUGGUACACCUUAUGUGUUAACAGACGUUAGUAAUGAUAUAUAUGGAUAUUCAUUGGAUUUAAAAUGUUGGAUCAAAGUAACUGAUUCUUGGUAUUAUAACGUGACAGCUGAUGAAACAACCAAGACUAACAGUCAAAAUUUUAAUAAGAUACUACACAGAUCAAAAUUAGGAUUUGAAAAUGAAAAAUUGACUAAAAAGAUAAAUACUUAUGAUUUUGGAAAUUCAAAUAAUUUAUUAAGAAAAGUAAUGAUUGAAAGAAAUAAAGAAAUGAUUGAAAUGAUAUAG